CAUAAUUGUUCAAAAUGAAAGGUUUCCCAAGAGUGUUUCGUUUCCUGGCAGUAUUGACAUCUGCUGCCCUGGCAAAUCCUUGGGGCGGACCUGGAGCGUGCGUGCAUUUGAUCAACGUUUACUUGGAGAAGCCGCUGCUCAGCUCGGAUUACAACCAUGACGCUGAUCGACGCCAUGUGACGGUCCUCCGAACCAAAAGCCAAAACUGGGUCAUCACACCGGACGAGAGAUAUCCGGACCAUUACAAAAUCAAGCACAAAAAUCUGGGUGAGGAGCUGUUUGAAUCGGAACAGAACUGGAAUGGAAAUUACGUGUUCACCUGGAUUCCGAAGACGCUCAUCAAUGACGGAGGGGCCUCGUGGAAAAUCAUUUGGAUCAGCGAUGGAACGUAUCUCAUCAAAAACAAAAAGUUUAAUCAUUGCUUGUGGACCCAAGGAACGGAUAACUGGGUCGGUGCUUAUGCAGGCUGCGAUAACUCGCAUUAUUAUUGGAAAAUUCAUAAGAUACCCUGUGCAAUAGGAGAAACGUGAAAGGUGCAAUGAAUAAAAAGUGCUGACCAGUUUUGGGUCACCUUCCA
Messenger RNA from Culex quinquefasciatus (southern house mosquito), 577 nucleotides. RefSeq lists its product as uncharacterized. The record is from RefSeq and is a predicted model, not a curated record. NCBI's taxonomy places the organism in Eukaryota, Metazoa, Arthropoda, Insecta, Diptera, Culicidae. Bases 15 to 530 code for a protein of 171 amino acids. The transcript has a single exon.